Molecule: messenger RNA, 9357 nt
Organism: Dreissena polymorpha
Lineage: Eukaryota; Metazoa; Mollusca; Bivalvia; Myida; Dreissenidae
Product: WD repeat-containing protein 90-like
Exons: 39
Coding region: 126-5807 (1893 amino acids)
Cellular component (GO): centriole
Molecular function (GO): protein binding
Source: RefSeq, a predicted model, not a curated record
CUUCUCGCGAUGUAAACAAACAUGGCGGCAAAACCAAAACAUUAAAUUUGAGCUUUCGAAUUUAAUACGAAAAGCACUAUUUCUUUUUCAGUUUUAGUCUUCCGUUGGAAAUUGUACAUUCAACAAUGACAUCCUUGUGGCAACACCCUUAUGUGAAUGUAUUUAAGCACUUUAAUGUGUCAUCAUGGAAGAAGGCCACCAAAGAAGGAGAGGUUACAUCUGCCAUGGACAAGUCUGUGAAGUCCACAGUGUUCAAGAUUACGGGAUCCAUACCUGCUGGCAACUACAUCCAGCUGCCCAAGACCAGCACACAGUCCCUCGGCCUCACUGGUCGAUACAUGUACCUGCUGAUCAAGCCCAUUCCCACCAAGUAUUUUGUGGUGCACAUUGACAUUGCCACGCAGGAAAAUCUUGUGGUUCGGAUAUCAUUUUCCAACCUGUUCAAGGAGUUUAAGUCUACCUCGUCAUGGCUUCAGUUUCCAUUUGUUUGCAAAGCAACCAGAGGAACUGUGCAUGCUGUGACAGCAUUAUCUGGAAAAGAGCAGAGUGGCCCGGCCCCCCUGUCCACACGCUGGACUAUUCUGUGCCUGGAUUUCCAGUACAUCCUCUCAAUGUACCUCAACAGACGCUAUGCCUACAUCAAGGGAGUGAGACUCUGUGCCAACAUGCAUGUGAAGAACAUUUUCACCAGCGAUAUACAGUAUGAACCAGGCUUGACUGUAGAGCAGGUAAAGAGAGCGGGGGGACUGUCAGGUGUGGAACCCCUCCCCCGUGAGCUUGACUACCCCGUCAUGAAGGGGGACCGCUGGCAUGACCUCUAUGACAUGAUCAAGUUCCCAGCAGAGGCCAGCAAUAAACCUCAUGAUACUAUUCAGUUUGUGUCAUCAGAACCCUCAACAAAAGCUGUAAUUCCGACCAAUAAUGGGCCCAGAAGAAUAGAUUCCCGGAAGAUUGAUGCAAGCAAGUGUGUGUCUGAUAGAGUUUCAAUGAUUCACAAUGCCACCAAGGAAAAGCCCUUCAAGCGUCGCCCAGUGACCUCAGAGUUGCCGUCAGUGGGUGUGGAUGACGUGCUGGACAUACAUAGGGACAGGGAGGGGGAGAUACACGUGUUUGCACACCCCGAGGAUGGCGUGAUCCUCCAUCAAGAUGACAGGUCCACUGGGGAGAGUCAAAUAUCGAGGGUAGAUAAGUCAGAAGAUAUCUUGCCAAUCAACAAGAAGCAAUCGUACAAGGGACUAGAACCAGAUCCCAUCAUGAGGCUGAAGAGAAUCAUCGGCUUUGGAGGCAGCACUUUCAGAGAUGCACUGUGGAUGGAAGAUGGACUGUCCCUCAUUUACCCUUGCCAUGCAGUUGUGGUUGCAAUGAAAAUAUCCAACGGUCAUCAGAGAUUCUUUAUUGGACACACGGACAAAGUGUCUGCCAUAAGUAUGACUGGCAACUCAGAGCUGCUGGCCAGUGGUCAGACUGGACCCUUGAGUGUGGUGAGGAUAUGGAGAGUAGCCAGUGGGGAGUGCCUGGCCCUGUGUAAAACACAUGCACACUCCCUCUCCUCUCUCAGUUUUUCACAUAAAGGGACAAGUCUGUGUGGUGUGGGGAAGGAUAGCCAUGGCAAAAAUCUGGUUGUGAUCUGGAACACCAGCAAGGUUGGCAAGUCGCGUGAGGUGACUGUGAUGGCCAAAGCUCACACAGACGUGGACAUCACCAGAAUGAGGCUGGCUGCAUUUGAUGAUACAAGGAUGGUGUCAUGUGGGCGGGACAAUGUGAGGCUGUGGCGGGUGAAGGAAGGCUCUCUACGGUCGGCCCCCGUCAAUCUGGGGGAGUACCAUAACAUGGAGUUCACUGACGUUGCCUUCGAGGCGGGCUACAACCCUAGCAAGGAUCCAGCAGAUAGACUUGUGUAUGCGUGCAGCAGGUCCGGUCACAUCUUUGAGAUUGACCUGAAGAAGGUGUCUGUACAGCAUGUAAGGAGACUGCUGCCCAAUGAGGCACGAUCUGACAAGGACAAGCAGACCUUCAGAUCAGGUCCUGGGAUAGCUGUUAACAGCAUGGCUGUUAAUGAAACAUUCUGUGUGACCGGGUCUGAUGAUGGUUUCAUGAGGUUAUGGCCCCUGGACUUUGCCCAUGUGUAUCUAGAGGCAGAGCAUGAGGGCCCUGUCACUGCUGUCGACUUCUCUGCUGAUGGACUCAAAAUACUGGCUGGAACUCCCAUGGGUAACCUGGGUAUGCUGGACAUCACAUCGCGUGGCUACACGACCAUGAUGCGGUCCCAUGUGGGCAGCAUUCGUAGUGUGGCUGUGGAUCCCUACCGCAAGCAUAUAGCAACCGUUGCUGAGGACAACACUAUCAGGGUCUGGGACUCUGAGAGUCUGCAACAGCUGUAUGACUUUAGCGCUCCCAAUGAGUGCCCAUGUACCAUCAGCUAUCACCCAUCCAGGCAGAUCUUUGCCUGUGGCUUUGAGAGCGGAGUGGUGAGGGUCUUCAAUGUGCAGACUACUACCAUGCUGGCAGAGCACAAGCAACACCGAGGCAAGGUGACAGGGCUGUCAUUUAACCCUAAUGGAGACUACCUGUACAGUUCCUGCUCGCUGGGCUCUCUAGCCAUGUAUGAUGCCACGUCAGAGAACUAUCCACUGCUACGUCUCCUAGGAAACACGACUGCCAGGGGAGAGAAGUACUGUCCAGACGGCCUUGCAGUCAGCCCAGAUGGCAGAAGGGUUGCCUUCAUUGGGCCUACAGAGUAUACUGUGACAUUUGUGGAUUCCAAGACCCUAGAUGAAACAAUGCGUAUUGAUGUGUCCAGUGUCGGCCAGUCAGGCAAGUCCAGAGUGGACACAGCCACCAGGAUAUAUUACGCCCCUCAGAAGGUGGACCAUCUCCUAGUGGUCACUGCACACAACAAACUGCUCAAGUUUGAGGCACGCACUGGCAGGAUCCUCUCUGAGAUUGAGCACAUCCACAAGAACAGCUGCUCAUCCCUUGCCCUGUCUGAGAACGGCCGGUACCUGGCAACCGGUGGGGACAAGGCCAUCAAGAUCUGGGACUACAGCAUGAAGCUGGACAUCAACUUUCAGUUAUUUAUUGGCCACUCAGAGAACGUGUCCCGACUGAUAUUCACUCCGGACAGCAAGAACCUGCUCAGUGUGGGUGAGGCCCUCUAUCUGUGGGACUUCCUGGCUUACAGGCCCCCUUCUCCCUCAGAAGGGAGAGAAUACAGAGAGAAGGACUUUCUGACAGGUAACACUGGCAAGCCCACAAGUGUGUCAUUCCGCAGCUCCAAGACACACGAACACAGUCCCGGGCGGGAGAGUCCAAGCUACUCGUUCCUGGACCACCCCAGGCAGACACCCCCAAGACCUACCAGAUUGGACUCUCCUGGCAGAAUAGGUGACCUCAGCUCCAUACAGAGGGACCCUUAUGAAGAUGAGGUGGAGUCUGUAGCCUCAGAGAGGGAGCCAGUGCUGGCUGCAGCCCCGGGGUCCCUGGGGAGACAUAGACCUCAGUCUGCACUAAAUGGCUCCUACACACAGAACACGGAUGAACCGGAUGAAGAAAGUGUGCCUAUAAGCAAUGGUCAAUAUGGUCAACAUUUCACCAAGCACACCACCCCAGCCCGCGUCCCAUGCAAGCGGGCUGCACCUGCCGGCAUGACGACCCGUAAAAGGCACUCAGAGCAUGAGAUAGUGAGACCUGCUGCACACAAGCACUUUGUACAGAGGGAGAAGAAGCAUGGCAUGGCACAGCGUCGCUACACGGCUCCCCCCAACCAAGCAGGAGUACGACUCAAGUCAGUGAUAGGCUACAAUGGCAAUGCCAGAAACAACAUGGUCUGGCACCCAGAUACUGGUCUGUUUGUGUACACAAGUGGCAACACAAUCAUUUUGGAGGAUCUGAACACCAACUCCCAGAAGCACCUUGCUGGCCAUGUGGAGGAAAUAUCCUCAGUCGCACUGCAGAAUGACUGUCAGGUGCUUGCGUCUGCCAGUGGCAGUUUUGACAUGUCUGGCAGCCAGAUCUGUAUCUGGGACCUACCCAGCCUCGUGUGUAAGAAGGUCCUCACCCACCAUGAGUACGACAUUGUGUGCCUGGCAUACUCCAGGGAUGACAAGUUCCUCAUCUCUGUCGGUGACUACAGGGACUGCACCAUUGUGGUAUGGAGCACACAGAGUUACUGCAUCCUGACCACGUCUAAGGCUGCCAGCCCCAUACACCACCUGCGCUGGGACCCGUACACAGUGAAUGAGUUCUCCUCUGUCGGUCAGAACGGCACGGUAUUGUUCUGGCUCCUUGAUGAGACCACGUCAAACAUCGGCCUCAAUGUCCACGAGGGGGAGGUCCCAGACGACCUGCUCUACAAGAAAUCUAUGGGUCUACGAAAGGAGUGUGUUGAGUUCACGUGCAGCGUGUAUGCAGGGGACAGCACUCUGUAUACAGGCACGGACAAUGGCAAGGUGGCAGCAUGGGACACCAACAACAACAGCUGCUUCAUGCACUGGGAGGCAGACAGCUCAGAAAUAGGGGUGAUCAUCAGUUGUGGGAACCUCUUACUGACGGGCAGUGUGGGCAGGAACCUGCGGGUGUGGUCGGUGGUGGGUGUGGGAGAGAUGCGGUUGCCGGGGGAGACACAGAACGUCCGCACGGGGGGCCUCACCAUGGAGGAUGAGAUGAAUACAGAUGGCGCUGUUGUGUCUGCUGCAUUUGAUGAUGCCAUGGAAAUGGGAAUAGUAGGCACAUCAGCAGGUACCCUGUGGUACAUCAACUGGUCAGAGCGCACCAGCAUCAGACUCGUAUCGAGUCACAUGAACAAGGUGAACUGUCUGUCUCUGUGCAACAAUGAUCUGCUGGCCUCGUGUGCUGAUGACGGCAGUCUGAGAGUGUGGGCCAUACAGGACAGGGAACAGGCACUGCAGUUCCAGGUCAAGGACCAGGCAUGCACGUGUCUGAGUUUUGCACCAGCGUCUCAUGUGGGCAGGUACAGCUCGAGGUCGGAGGUGGAGGCAGUCUCCCACACGCUGCCCCACAUUGUUGCGGGCUACAGUGACGGUACGGUGCGCAUGUUUGAUGUCAACAAGGUGGAGAUGGUGCUCAAGAUGCAUCCUCACGCCAGCGCGGUCACAGCCAUCAGCUUCUCAUCAGAUGGUUCCAUGAUACUGUCUGGAGGUUGUGAUGGCCUGAUAGCGGUCAGCAGCCCAGCCACGGGGGUCACUGUGAGGGUCAUCUCAGACCACAAGGGCGCCCCCAUCACCAACAUUGACGUCACAAACAAACUGCAGGACCAAGAUGUGGGUGUGUCUGCCCCUCUCUUGUGGUUGGCCACAAGUGCUGACAGGCGUGUCAGUGUUUGGUCGGCUGAUUGGUCGAAAGAUUUCUGUGAGCUUGUUGAUUGGCUGACCUUCCCUGCACCAGCAUUUGGACCUGACGGCAAUUUGCUACCUAAGGACGACCCGAGAGUGUACAGCCAGCUGCCCCCAAGUAUUGCGAGGUUCAGCCCAGAGGAGCCAGACAUUAUCGUGUACACGGGAUACGGCAUGCAGAAGAUCAUACAGUUCUAUAGCCUUGCUCAGAGAAAGGUGGUGCGCACACUCCCUCUCACCCACUGGUGUCAGAGCCUGGACCUGGUACUGGAGUGUCCGCUCAUAGCCGUGGGAGCCAAUGAGCGCCUACUGAAACUAUUGGACUAUUAUGAAGGAAGUUUCCAGGACUUUGUUGGUCACAAUGACAGAUUGCAAGCUGUAAAGUUCUCACCAGAUGGGAAAUACUUGUUCACAGCAUCACACGCGGAAAUAUUCAUAUGGGAUGUGACUUUAUGAGAAAGUGAACCAAAAACAUGCUCAGAGCAUGAAACGCAAAAUGUCAAAAUUAUGCAUUUUAUGAAAUGUAAUUGAAUUAUAGAGGAUUUGAAGAUGAUUAACAUUACUGGAUCUUCUCAUUUUGUGUAAGGGUGGGGGGGCUUAUUGAAAUCUUUAUUUAUAAAAUAGGAUGUAUAAUAUAAAUUUCCAAAGAAAAUGCUAAAAUAUACAAACAUGUAUGUGCUGCUUUUCCUUAUCCAUGCUGUGAUACCUGUUUUGGAUAUGUUUUCAUAUGUUGUACUGAUAUUAACUGCCAAUAUGAUAUGUUUUAUUUCGAUUUUGAAAUAGUUCUAUUUUUUCACUCAUACUUCUUUUAAGUGAAAUUUUAUUGCGACAUAUCUUUUGAGGUAUUAUUAACAGAAGAUAUUGAGCUGUUUUAAACAGACAAUAUUUUAGAAACCUGGUUCACAUGCAUGAACAGUUAAGUCCUAAUUUGUUGUAUUGAAUAGAGAAACAGAUCGUUAGGAGCAUUAAACCAGGAAAUUGGCAGGUCAAAUUUAUAAAUAUGUGAUCUUCAUUAACAUUCUAGUGUGAAAAUUUUAUUAUUUCCAUAUAUGUUUAUUAGUAGUGAUGCCUAUAGUAUGGAUGCCUAUUGUAGUAAAUGUAAAGCAUAGAAAGACAUGUUCAUGAUUGACUGGCAGCAUGCAAAUAAGUCUUAUGUUUUAUUAAACCAACGUAUUUCAAGACCAGCUUGCGGGUUUACUCAGUCUGCUGUAAGAAGCUACCCUGUCCACUAAAAAUUGCUUUACUUUCUAGCGGACAGUGUAUUUCCUAAUCAGACUAAGCUGAUGCGCAGGCUGGUCUGGAGCUAAGCUGGCCACAAUGUCAUAAGACCAAUUUCCGAAUGACGUGGCUCUAAUGUCAUUGGCAGUCUGUGGAAAAUUACAGUUAAAGGAUAAUGUCAACUAUUGUUGUACAAUAUAAUUAUGAAUAAUAUAUAAAUUAAUGUUUCUAUGGAAUGAAACUUCGUAUUUUCUAGCAGCUAGGGUUUUCAAAAUUCAGAUGAAUUUUACUACGAUUUAGCUCAUAUGCUUUAUGUUCAUAAAUGUACACUUUUUUUGCUAGAUAUACUGUUUUUUAACAACAACUUGCUGUUUAUGUACUAAAGAAUACAUUUCCAUUCUUUUUUCCGUCCAUUGGUAAAGACUUGUGUGUACAUAAUAAAAUGUAGUGUUUUAAUAAAAUGAUAUAUGAUAUUCACCUUAUUUAGUUGUAAAUAAAGCUGAACAGUAAAAUUCCAUGUCAAAUUUAAUACAAUUGUGCCAUUUCAGUUCAGUUAUGUGCAACACUUGACUACACAGCACAUGUCAAUCAAAGAUUGUUAAUCUCUUAUAAUUAAGCAACACACACUGACUUUUGAAUCAAAAUUUGUUGAGUAAUUUUAGUCCAAUUAUUUAAAAAACAUUACAAGAUAGUAUUCGCCAAUAAAUGAGGGUCCUCGCCUCAUAGUAAAAGAACACACAGUAUUGGAUGCAAUUGGAUCUAACUGGCAACAGUAAUACACUUCAUGAGUAAAAAAAAAAAAAAAAAAAAAGAUUUUUUACCUAACUAAUUGAUUUAUUAUUAUAACUAUCUAACUGAUAGUUUAAAAUUUCUAUACAUAACAAGAAAUAUACAACAAAUUAUUAAAAACUAAAUAGGAAUGAAUGUCUGAGGAAUAAUAAUUGAGGAAAUAUUGAGGAAUCAAUGUACGGGCUGUCAAUACAAUUGAAAAAUGUCCAGGUUGUUGAAAUAAUACUUGUAUUGGAAUUUUUGAUAGUAAACAUAACCUAGAAUUCAAUGUCAGCUUACAAAUAUUGUACAUGUCCAUGAUUGGUAUAUUGGUAUAAUGAGUCAUCGCUGCUUGACUGCAGUAUAAGACAGUUUGAUCUAGUAAAAUUUAUAAUUUAAAUACUACUUCAAAACAGUAUAGAUGUACAUGUAUGUUAAGCAAACAGAGAUUUUUUAUUCCCCCUGAACAUGGCCCCAGACAUCAGCUAGCUGUUUUAGGUUAUGAAGCUGGGAUUUUUUAAACAUCCUUUUGAAGUGAAUUGACAGGCAGUGAUUUCAUUUUUGAAUACAUUUAGGGCAGAUAGUUCCACAAUAUGUAUACCUAAACAUAUCCAAUAAUUAGUGUUUGAUGUUCAGGUGGUGUUUAUCAUAACUAAGUCUACUUAAAGUAUGGCUAUUAUUGCUAUAAAGGCUUCUCAAACAGAAAAUUUGACCUUUUUACUUUGAUGUUACCAGACCCUUUUAUUAUGUUCAUUUCAUGUUAAGAAAAUGUGUUAUGUGUUUUAACCCUGGUGGUUAACGUUGUGCUCAGGUGAGCUAAAAGUCUGAUAAAGGGAGACAAACUCAAAAUGUUCAUGGUUUCUGAUUGUUUAAAGUUAUACCCCACUUGUUUCAAAAUCAAUCUAUUUUUAGUCAUGGCGACCUUGACCUUGGAGAUAUUGAUGUAAUUCUUUCGUGCGACACACCGUCCAAUGAUGGUGAACAAAUGUGCCAUAUGAUAUUAAAAUCUCACAAUGAAUGACAUAGUUAUGGCCCGGACAAGCUCAUUUAUGGCCAUUUUUUACCUUUGGACUCAAAGUGUGAGCUUGACCUUGGAGAUAUUGACGUCAUUCUUUCGCGUGACACACCGUCUUAUGUGCCAAAUGAUUUUAAUAUCUCACAAUGAACAACAAAGAUAUGGCCCGAACAAGCUUGUUCCGCCCGCCCUCCGACAUUUGCCAAUCUAAUAACCAUUUUUUUCCUUCGGAAAACCUGGUUAAAAUCUUACCGGUAAAUAGCUUGGAUUGUUUAAUCCCUUUUUCACAGCAGUGAUACAGUAGAACAUGACCAAAGUACUUACUCCACACAAUUUAAGUAUGUGGGCAAUUUUUAGUGAUGCCAUACAGCAAGCUCCUUUCAUGUACACAUGUACACAAGUUCUCUUAUUAUUUUGUUUCAAUAUUGUGCAUUUCCACGCUAUUCUUUAAUAUGUGUUUAAAUAAGAACUAAAAAUUCAUGAAGAAAAGUUUAUUCCGUAAUAUAAAUAUAAGAGAAAUAGUACAUGCACUGAACCAUAAGAGGUAGAGAAAAAUUUUACUUAAUAAAAAGAAAGUCACAACAUUAUCACCAUGUAUUGUUAAAGGUAGAAAAUCAUUUAAAUUUUAACACAGUAUUCAGAAUUCAAAACCAAUUGAAUAAAUGCCCAAAUAUAUAUUUAUUAUGUUAUAUUAACUACCAUUGCUAUAACAACUUUAUUACUGUAUAUUAAAUAAGCACAAAACAAAACCAAAAAGUCUAGCAUGAUAAUGAAUCUCCAUAGUUUAUCAAUGAAUUAAACCAAUCUAAUUGAAAUAAUCUGCCGUCUGAUGCCACUACAGUAUCCACAGACUGGCAGUAAGAACUUUUCGCCUGAAUCUUAUGAUUCCAUUGUUAUGAAGUUGAACAGAAAUGACUAGACUAGAUAACAUCUCUUAACCAAAAGUCUUUCAACAUUUCCAAUCACUGAGUCAAAAGUUUAACCCUUUGCAUGCUGGGAAAUUUG